Neltuma alba is the source of this 783-nucleotide messenger RNA. Its product is annotated as MADS-box protein AGL42-like. NCBI's taxonomy places the organism in Eukaryota, Viridiplantae, Streptophyta, Magnoliopsida, Fabales, Fabaceae. Gene Ontology annotation, molecular function: protein dimerization activity; RNA polymerase II transcription regulatory region sequence-specific DNA binding; DNA-binding transcription factor activity. The coding region runs from base 1 to 783 and encodes 260 amino acids. Gene Ontology annotation, biological process: positive regulation of transcription by RNA polymerase II. The record is from RefSeq and is a predicted model, not a curated record. The transcript is spliced from 6 exons. Gene Ontology annotation, cellular component: nucleus.
AUGGGAAGAGGGAAGAUUGAGAUUAAAAGAAUUGAAAACGCAAAUAGCCGACAAGUGACAUUUUCAAAGAGAAGAAGUGGGCUUCUGAAAAAGGCCUACGAGCUAUCGGUUCUGUGUGAUGCCCAAGUAGCUGUGAUUGUCUUUUCUCCACAAGGCAGGCUCUAUGAGUUCUUCAGUUCUGAAAACAUCAUUGACCGAUAUGUUAAAUAUGGCAAAAAUGCUGAUAUCAACAAGUUGGCAGAGGAACAACUUAUCCAGCAAAUGAGGUCUACCUGUGCAAGUAUGGCGAGGAAAAUUGAGCUACUAGAACUUUCUCAAAGGAAACUGUUGGGACAUAGCGUAAGUUGUUCUCAUGAAGAACUUCAAGCAAUUGAGGGCCAGCUUGAAAGAAGUUUGCAAAACAUCAGAAUAAGAAAGGCUCAGCUAUUUAGGGAGCAGCGUGAGCAACUGAAAAAUGAGCUGCGAGGGGUUAGGCGUCGUGGCGGAUUCCUUCAGGCGCCGCAGUGCCUUUUACAGAAUGGCUUUCCUUCGAGGCUAAGGCGCCGCGGCGCAUGUGAUAAUUGGUCGUGGUGGAUUAUACCCAAUAGGCUUCCUCCGAGACAGCUUGGGCGCCGCGACGGAUUCAAUAAGGCGCUGCGGCGCCUUUUACAGAGACGCACUCCUACUUCUCUGUUUGAGCCGCCGUGGCGUUUUCUCCUAGAUGCCACGGCGGAUGACUUCUUUUCAGCUCUUCUCAAUUCCUUACUCUCCUCAGGCUUUGUUUCCUGCAAAAUUGACUUUUAA